AUGAACGAUUCAGAUUCUCAAAUUAACAAUCCUCUAAGCAAUAGUCAUGUCUCGAAUUUUGAAUAAGAAUAAUUGAUACGUUUAGAAGAAUCAGAGUGCGAUUUCGAAUGUUCAUAAAACCCAAUGUUAACAGAGGAAGAGAAUAAUGAAAAGUCUGUUGUAAAUAGUAAGCUCAUCUAGAAUUCAUGUAAAAAUAAUAAUAUCUCAGAGUCUUCUAACCAAAUCAAUAAGAAGAGUUAGUUUGGAUCAUUUUUGACCUCUUAACAGCUAGAAUCAUAAUAAUACAAAAUAUCAAUUUAGUAAGUCGAUUCACGCAUAGGGAAUCAUUCAGGAGAAGAAGAGAUUCAUGAGAAUUUGAGAAUUGUUAAAGAGAAACUAAAAGAAUUAGAUCUAAAAGUAAAUUGUUAAGAAAAGGAAAUCCAAGAAAUUCAAAACACAUACAAUUAAACAAAAGAGGAAUUACAGCAAUUAAAAUCUGAUAAUGAAAAUUAUAAGAAGGACAAUAUGGAGAUAAGAUAAGAAUUGUAAAGUUAUGAUAGUCAAAUUAAAAAGGUUUAACAUUUAUUAUCAUUAUUGAUCUAAGAGAAAUAAUUAAAUGGCUAUGAUCCCCCUAUUUAAAUUUAGAAUAAAAGAUCUAAGACAACAAUUGAAUUAGGCAAAGAAAUUAUGAAUAAUUCCCAUACAUAACAAAAAAAAAAGCAAACUGAUAGUAAUGGUUCUCCAAUUAAAUAAUGUGAAACCCCAUUAUCCUAAUAAUAGGCAGCUCUGCUUAUAAGUAGCUCAAAAAGUUACUACCACAAACCGUAUAUACCUCAAGUCCAAUUAUUUAAUGCCAAUUAAUUAGCGGCUUUGCUUAAAAUACCUCUUAAUCGAAGAGAUGAGGAGAGAAAGGAUAUUCAUUAAAAAUCUGCUGGGAAAGACUUUAACUAUUUGUUUCAUAAACCAGCAAAGUAUAACUCUAUAAAUCUGAACCAAGUAAAAGGAUAAGGAAUUCAGUCAUCCUAUUCAUUUACUAGCACUUCCAUGACAAAAUGA
Paramecium tetraurelia is the source of this 1035-nucleotide messenger RNA. RefSeq lists its product as uncharacterized. The transcript is spliced from 4 exons. The record is from RefSeq and is a predicted model, not a curated record. Lineage: Eukaryota; Ciliophora; Oligohymenophorea; Peniculida; Parameciidae.